Anopheles stephensi (Asian malaria mosquito) is the source of this 3031-nucleotide messenger RNA. It is a transcript of the gene ClC-b, whose product is annotated as H(+)/Cl(-) exchange transporter 7. Gene Ontology annotation, molecular function: voltage-gated chloride channel activity. The transcript is spliced from 6 exons. The record is from RefSeq and is a predicted model, not a curated record. Gene Ontology annotation, biological process: transmembrane transport; chloride transport. Gene Ontology annotation, cellular component: lysosomal membrane; intracellular membrane-bounded organelle. NCBI's taxonomy places the organism in Eukaryota, Metazoa, Arthropoda, Insecta, Diptera, Culicidae. The coding region runs from base 453 to 2723 and encodes 756 amino acids.
UUGGCUCAAUCCCAUUUGACGUUUCCACCGUAAACGAACACAACACAGGCAAUCGAACGAAAAUACGCAGCACGGCAGUUCUUCUCAUCUCCUUGAAUGUUUAAACUUCGAAAGUGCUUGCCUUGCAGUUUCCUGAAACAGCUGAAUCAGAAAUCUCGCCUAAAUCAAUCCGUGUACUGUGUUUAGUGAAACGCUGGAGCUUGAAAUACGGUUGCGAGCCGAGUCAUUACCGUGCAGUGCUAAAUGUCGUACACACUACUGCAUCUCUUUGUUGUGUUUCUUUCUCUUUCCGGCUUCCGUGCUGAUAGUGUGGGAAUGUUUGUUUGACCUGUAGAGCACAUCAUUCACAGUGUAGGGCCAGUGGAAUUAGUCAUCAUCAGCUGAGUUGAAAUCCGAUGCGGGUUAUCAUAAAGUUUUACCAAACUGUGACCACAUUUUAAUCACGAAACAAAAUGUCGUCCCAAAGGCGACUAAUCGAUUGCGAAAGUGACGAAGAAAACAUCCGCGAAGAAGUACCCACUCACCGGCGAAAUCGGCGAAAUGAACCGACGGACUUCAAUAUACCCGUCACGAAUGAAGCGGACGCGGAUCCUGCGUUCAACCUAAACAGACGUUCGAAGGAAGCUUCCCAGUAUGAGAGUUUGGAUUACGAUGUGUGCGAAAAUGUGCUGUGGCGCCGAGAACAAACGAAGAUUAAACCAAAGUUCACCGUGCGGAAGGAUUUCUCCCGGUGGGUCAUUUCGCUACAGAUCGGUGUCUGUACGGCGCUCGUUGCCUGCUGCAUCAACAUCGUGAUCGAGGAGGUUUCGCGCCUCAAGUACGGAUUCCUGAAGCGCCAGGUCGACGAGAAUGUGCUGCGCGGUGAUCUUAGCAUUCCCUACCUGUACUGGUCCCUGCUAAAUCUCGUCCCGGUCGUCAUCGGAGCCACGCUGGUUGCGUACGUGGAACCGGUUGCUGCCGGCAGUGGCAUUCCGCAGGUGAAGUGCUACCUGAACGGUGUAAAGGUGCCACGCAUCGUGCGCAUCAAAACGCUCGCGGUGAAGGCGGUCGGUGUGGCCACAUCCGUAAUCGGUGGCCUAGCCGGUGGAAAGGAAGGGCCGAUGAUACACAGCGGUGCCGUUAUUGCGGCCGGCAUUUCGCAAGGCAAAAGCACCACCUUCCGGCGUGAUUUGAGGAUCCUGCAGCACUUCCGGGACGAUCACGAAAAGCGAGACUUUGUGGUGGGCGGGGCGGCAGCGGGUGUGGCGGCCGCUUUCGGCGCACCGAUCGGUGGCAUUCUGUUCUCGCUCGAAGAGGCAGCCAGCUUCUGGAACCAGAGUCUCAUUUGGCGCACGUUUUUCGCGUCGAUCAUCAGCUCCUUUACGCUCAACCUCAUCCUGUCGGCGUACCACGGGCUGAGCAGCUUCCACUACCGUGGUUUGUUCAAUUUGGGAGAGUUUGCACCGCUCCCGUUCGAGUACUUCGAGCUGCCGAUCUUUAUGCUGAUGGGUGUGCUGGGCGGCUGUUCUGGUGCGCUGUGGAAUGCGGUCAACAGUCGGAUCAACAUGUUCCGGGCGCAUGCCAUCAAGCCGCGCUGGGCAAAGGUGCUGGAGGCGGCAUUUGUGGCCGUGCUGGGCGCGACCUUUGCCUGUUUGAUGGCCUACACGAUCAAUGACUGCCGGCCGUUGGGACGCGAUCCGACGGAGCAUCCGGUGCAGCUGUUCUGCCAGGAUAAUGAGUAUAAUGCGGCUGCGGCCCUGUGGUUCCAAACGCCCGAAGCAACGGUUAAGGCACUGUUCCACGAUCCACCUGGUUCGCACAAAAUCCUCACGCUGGCGGCGUUUGUGCUGAUCUACUAUCCGCUGUCGUGCGUGACGUACGGGCUGAGCGUAUCGCUGGGCAUUUUCAUUCCCACCCUACUGAUCGGAGCUGCCUGGGGACGCUUGCUUGCCUCCUUUACGGUUCUCGCGUUUCCCGCCUCGAGCGCCUUUGUGUCGCCCGGGAAGUACGCGCUGAUUGGAGCAGCCGCCCAGCUAGGCGGCGUUGUUCGAAUGACGCUUAGCUUGAGCGUGAUCCUGCUGGAAACGACGGGCAACAUUGGCUUCAUCCUGCCCAUCAUACUAACACUGAUGACGGCCAAAUGGAGCGGCGAUUACUUCAACGAGGGCAUCUACGACAUCCAGAUACAGGCAUCGCGCGUCCCCAUGCUGCCGUGGCACGUCGAGCCGGAGUAUCAGAAUCUCUCGGCCCACCACAUUAUGGCCCGACCGGUCGUGUGCGUACGGCUCGAGGAGAAGGUUCAAUAUCUGAUGGACAUACUGAAAAACACGUCCCACAAUGGAUUCCCCGUGGUGGAGGAUGGUGACGAUGGAUCGCGCGUUAACGGUCGUCUCAUCGGAUUGAUCCUUCGCUCGCAGCUGGUGGUGAUACUGAAGCACAGCUACUACCAAGAAUCGAGCAGCUUCUGGGAGUCAACCGUCAGCAUCGAAGCGUUUCGUGACGCGUAUCCUCGCUAUCCCGCCGUUGAGGAUCUACACGUGAACGCACAUAAACGGAGCGGCAAAUUCUCGGUCAAUAUGGAAAUGUUUAUGAACCCGUCACCGUACAGCGUCGAGGAAGGCACAUCGGUGCCUCGCAUCUUCCAGCUGUUCCGGGCUCUGGGUUUGCGCCAUCUCGUCGUGGUGUCGUCGGAGAAUCGUGUGCGGGGCAUAAUUACGCGCAAAGAUUUCCUGAAGCAUCAUUAGAUACUCUCCCUCUCUCUCUCUCUCUAUUGCGUAAGCGGUGUAACAUGCCAAAAUGUGAAUUUGUGAUGCUAUGUGCUUGUUUUAUUCGGAUGAUGAAGAAGCGCCUGAAUGUUGUACUUUUACUUUUACGACCGAUGUAGUGUACGUAUAACGAACGAACGAUAUUGGGUGGGCGGUCUGAGUGCCUUUAGCGCAAUUGAACUGAACAGGCCCGGCAGAACGUCGCCACAAAGGCGAGAAGGCGAGAUCAGGCAGGCUGUUAUUUACAUGGAAUCACAUACAAUAAUAUACAUUAAGUAGGAUUAAAA